Messenger RNA from Rosa rugosa (rugosa rose), 404 nucleotides. Its product is annotated as dynamin-related protein 3A-like. Lineage: Eukaryota; Viridiplantae; Streptophyta; Magnoliopsida; Rosales; Rosaceae. The transcript has 5 exons. The record is from RefSeq and is a predicted model, not a curated record. The coding region runs from base 147 to 404 and encodes 85 amino acids.
AGGUCCCAUUUUAAGUUUUAGUCAGAAGACAGAUUGCACGCUUGUUAGACCCAAGCCUUCAGUGUCUUCGUUUUGUUUAUGAGGAACUGGUUAAGAUUAGUCGCACUUGUGAGGUAACUGAGUUGCAAAGGUUUCCAGUAUUGAGAAUGCGUUUGGAUGAAGUCAUGGUAAACUUUUUGCGUGACGGUGCACAGCCUGCUGAGAGAAUGAUAGAAAAUCUUAUUGAGAUGGAGGUAGAUUAUACAAACACUUCGCACCCAAAUUUUUUAGGUGGGAACAGAGCUGCUGAGAUUGCUAUGCAUGAGUUGAAAUCACCACAGAUAUCUCUGGGCAUAACGGAUGCUGAAGCCCAAACUUCUCGGGUGGCUCGGGCAAAGAUUGGACAAUUACCAAAUCAGGCUUAG